Cyanidioschyzon merolae strain 10D is the source of this 447-nucleotide messenger RNA. RefSeq names its product mitochondrial ribosomal protein L18. The transcript has a single exon. Gene Ontology annotation, cellular component: ribosome. NCBI's taxonomy places the organism in Eukaryota, Rhodophyta, Bangiophyceae, Cyanidiales, Cyanidiaceae. Gene Ontology annotation, biological process: translation. The coding region runs from base 1 to 447 and encodes 148 amino acids. Gene Ontology annotation, molecular function: structural constituent of ribosome; 5S rRNA binding. The record is from RefSeq and is a predicted model, not a curated record.
AUGAGCACACAGCGAUCGGGGAAACUCUGGUACCAGGCGCGGGGGUUUGCGAAACGCGUGCGCCACUGGGAGGCCCUGCCGCACCGAGUUAUCCUUACGCUGACGUCGAGACACGUCAAGGCUCAGGUCGUAAACUGGCGGAAAGGAACGGUUGACGCAGAGGCUUCGAGCUUGCAAGAGCCUAUUCGUCUCGGGAAUGCGCCCGAGCUGGCAUCGGAAACCUCUUCAGAAACGGUAUCGGGCGAGUGUGCGCAGGCGGAGCUCGUGGGCUAUCAGUCCGCGUCCACGGAGGCUGCCCGCCGCGUAGGCCUUGUGCUGGGUAAGCGGGCGUGCGCAGCUGGUAUCCGUCAGGCGCAAUGGUCGCAACCGGGGCGGUUUCACGGGAAGAUUCGUGCUUUCUACGAGGCGCUCUGCUCAACAGGGUUCAAGCUCAAGACGGAACGAUGA